UAGAAUUGAAGAUCGUAGAAGAAAGGGAUCUCGUGGACCUCUUGCAUCGUUACAACAGGGGAAGUUGUCUUCCGGUCGGAGGAAGGGAGCGGCAGGGAAGGAGACGCAAACAAGCCAUGCCAGGCCCUUCGAGGAAGGUCUCUGCUGCUUCUGCCAGAGCUCACACUCGGAAGAAUGCGCGCGCUGGUUCCUCUUUCCUAUCUGGAGGGAUGAUGCUAAAUUUUUCAAUCAUUCUAUUUGUGGGGCUAAUAGCUUGGUCAUAUCAUCUAAUUCAGCCUCCACCUGCAAAGAUUUGUGGGUCUAAAGAUGGUCCUCCUGUAACAGCUUCAAGAAUUAAGCUCAAAGAUGGAAGGCAUUUGGCCUACUUGGAGAAUGGAGUUCUGAAAGAAAAAGCCAAGUACAAGAUAGUGUUCAUCCAUGGUUUUGACUGUUGCAGAUAUGAUGUAUUCCCAAUAUCCCCGGCAUUGAUUGAAGAACUAGGGAUUUAUAUGCUGUCAUUUGACAGAGCUGGAUAUGGACAGAGUGAUCCUAACCCAAAGAUGACCGAGAAAAGUAUUGCAUUAGAUAUUGAAGAGUUGGCUCACCAAUUGGAACUUGGACCUAAAUUUUAUGUUAUUGGGUUUUCAAUGGGAGGAGAGUUUACUUGGACUACUCUUAAGUACAUUCCGCACAGGCUUGCUGGAGCUGCUAUUGUUGCCCCUGUUUCCAAUUAUUGGUGGCGUGGUUUUCCUUCUAAUUUAUCAAAGGAAGCUUAUAAUCUGCAGUUCCUGCAAGAUAAAUGGGCAGUUGGAGUAGCUCAUUAUGCUCCUUGGUUGACAUACUGGUGGAACACUCAGAAAUUGUUUCCUGGUUUAAGUGUUAUAUAUAAACGUGCUGAUGGUUUUUCAUCUGCAGACCUCAAGGUCUUCCCAAAGCUUGCGCUCAGAGAGCAAUAUGCGGCACAAGUAAGGCAACAAGGAGAAUACCUGUCGCUUCAUCGUGACAUGAUCAUUGGGUUCGGUCACUGGGAGUUCAGUCCGUUAGAACUUGACAACCCAUUUCCCAACAAUGAAGGAUCCGUUCAUCUGUGGCAUGGCACAGAGGAUACCAUUGUGCCAUUCAGCCUUUCACGUUAUAUCAGCCAAAAGCUAUCGUGGAUUCAGUUUCAUGAAGUUCCAGAUGCAGGCCACAUGUUUCCGUUGGCGGAUGGCAUGAGUGAUGUUAUUGUAGAGGCGCUUUUACUGGGAAAAAAGUAACAGCUUCUAUCACCUUUAUUUUCCCAUCUCUAGACUCGAUUAGUUUAUUUUCAUGUUUAAUGCCCAACAUGCAACUUGGUCAAUGGUUCAAUUUGUCCUCCAAUUUGCAACUCGUAUUGGUUCUUAGGGUGUUGAAUGGGGAUUUUAAUGGAAACUCUUUCGUAUGUAAUUUUAAUUGAAAAUUGGAGGUUUCGGUUGGCUUGGACA
Molecule: messenger RNA, 1442 nt
Organism: Zingiber officinale
Lineage: Eukaryota; Viridiplantae; Streptophyta; Magnoliopsida; Zingiberales; Zingiberaceae
Exons: 5
Coding region: 117-1235 (372 amino acids)
Source: RefSeq, a predicted model, not a curated record